Messenger RNA from Gamsiella multidivaricata, 964 nucleotides. Its product is annotated as acyl-CoA N-acyltransferase. Gene Ontology annotation, molecular function: acyltransferase activity, transferring groups other than amino-acyl groups. The coding region runs from base 120 to 740 and encodes 206 amino acids. The record is from RefSeq and is a predicted model, not a curated record. NCBI's taxonomy places the organism in Eukaryota, Fungi, Mortierellomycota, Mortierellomycetes, Mortierellales, Mortierellaceae. The transcript has 2 exons.
GUCUUUGGCCGUUUUCCCUCACACGCAUCUCAUUUUCAUCCCUUUCACCUCCAUCUCUCAUCCCCCCCAGUCUCGCUUUUACGCCAUACAGCUCCCUUCAUAUCUGCAGUCAAUUCACCAUGUCCGCCUCAGACACAAAGAAAGCUGUUGCCGCCGUGCUCGUGAGAAGGGCGGAUCCAGAGCAGGAUAUGCAGCAUGUUGAUGAGAUCCACCGUAUCGUCAACGCCGCCUACCGCUCAGAUGCCGGAUGGACCCAUGAGACACAUCUCAUCAAGGAAGAGCGUAUCACCAAAGAGGGAGUUAAAGAUGUGCUACAUGACAAGGUCAACCUGUUGCUCCUGGCAUUUGAUUCAGAGACGAAUCAACUUCUAGGAACCAUCCAACUUGAUCCCGCCGAGUUUUACCCGGACUUUGGGGAAUAUGAGAAGGAUGGGCACGCAACGAGUUAUUUGGAGACGAUGCCAAAAGAGAACCAGAUAUUUCUGGGUCUGAUUUCGGUCGAUCCUCUACAGCAAUCUAGAGGCAUUGGCGGUAAGCUUGUCCGGGAAGGAUUGCGGUAUGCAAAGGAGACCAUGGGGCGCAAACAGGCGGUGGUCUAUGUUCUGUUUCAACGGACAGAGCUGGCGGAGUGGUACAAGCGCAUUGGGUUUGUGGAUUAUGGCGAAAAGGUUCCGUACCCGGAUCAGGCACGCACAAAGCAAGAGGAUGUACAUUUUACUGUGCUGAGGAUGGCACUGUGAACAGUCCAUGUUGUAUCGAAUGUAUAGUACAUAUAGAAGACAUACACGCAAUCGUAAUAAAGUACCAGAUUUACACGAAUGCCGCGACGCUUUGUAUUUAAGAGGGGUGUAGACAGCUGCGAAAUUGUUUGUAGUAUGCACCACGCUACCCAGGAGAAAGAGCUUUAAAGAGAAUACAACAAAUAAAGUGUAAAACGGCCUGUUCUAAAAGAUGCGGAUAACGA